Molecule: messenger RNA, 756 nt
Organism: Glarea lozoyensis ATCC 20868
Lineage: Eukaryota; Fungi; Ascomycota; Leotiomycetes; Helotiales; Helotiaceae
Product: Arginase/deacetylase
Exons: 2
Coding region: 1-756 (251 amino acids)
Molecular function (GO): agmatinase activity; metal ion binding
Source: RefSeq, a predicted model, not a curated record
AUGUCGGGUCUCAAAUUCCUUGAUUGUGGCGACAUUCCUGUCACAGCCUACGACAACGCCCUUGCUUUAUCACAAAUGACAAUGGCAUUCUUAGAAUUAGGGUCCCGUCCACCCUUGAAAAAGAGUGCGGCUUUCCCCAAAGUAAAGCUUUUGGCACUCGGAGGGGAUCAUAGCGUUGCUUUACCAGCGCUAAGAUCGCUGAAUACCAUUUAUGGCAGCCCGGUGACAGUACUUCACUUCGACGCACAUCUCGAUACGUGGGACCCCAUAUUUCCUUCCCCAUGGGAGACCGAACAAACGCAUUUUAACCAUGGAAGCGUGUUCUGGCUAGCUGUGAAAGAAGGAUUGAUCCACAAUGGCUCAUCGGGAUUCAUGAGAAUUACUGCAGACGACAUUGAUGAAAUUGGCACGCAGGGAAUCAUCGAGGCAAUCAUCAAGCGUAUUGGCACGACAUUGCCUGUGUACCUGAGCUUCGACAUCGACGUCCUUGAUCCAAGUGUGUGUCCGGGCACCGGAACUCCUGAGUCAGGUGGAUGGACGUCUAGGGAGGUCAUCAAGAUUCUACGUGGCUUGGAGAGUCUCAAUGUCGUUGGAGCGGACAUUUUGGAGGUUGCCCCUGCAUAUGAUAGCGCUGGGGAGCAAACGGCGCUGGUAGCUGCGCAGGUUGCCUUUGAGAUCCUCGCCAGCUGGGCAGGCAGAUAUAUGGCCAACCAGGAGCAAACCAGUGGCAGCGAACCUGAGAAAAAUGAGUUGUAG